CUGGCAGAGCCUCCUGCGGGAGAAGAUCGGUUCGCCGAUACCUUCACAAUGGUCCCAAAUAUCCUGGCUGCUGGUAUUGUCACCAACGCCAUCGCUGUUGCAGCUGUCGUAAUCCGCACCUACACGAAGCUCCGUGAGCAGAGACAACCCUUCCAGGGUGAUGACUUCUGGAUCAUUGUUGCCAUGAUUGGGUGUAUAAUUUGGUUUUCCUUCAUCGCGGUUGGAACUUCUUACGGAUUCGGACAUCGUCGUUGGCAAGUCCCGAGGUCAGACUUUAACGAUUACCAACGGUUGCAAACCACUGGCAUGUUCUUCUCGACAGCGGCGACAACCGGCCCAAAGAUCUCGCUCCUCCUGGUGUACAGACGACUCACGCCGAGCUAUGGAAUUCACAUAGCAACGACUGUCAUCAUGUGCUUCACGGCCCUCUACACGACCCUGAACGUGGGUGGCGGAAUACUAGGCUGCGUCCCCGUCAGUGCUGUAUUCAAAGAGCCCAUGCCUGAGGGAACCAAGUGUGGCCCACGGCGCGCCUUCUUCAUCUUAUUCGGCUUUGGGAAUGCGGCCGUGGACAUCGCCAUUGUGGUACUCGCCGUGAUCAUGUUUGCGCCACUGCGUCUCCCCAGAGCAAAGAAGAUUUCCACCCUCUUGUUAUUUAGUGGCGGUUUACUUAUUUGCGGCAUUGCGUGCGCACGAGCGUUCCUCAUCUUCCAACCCCGCGACUUCUGGGGAGAGAUACCCAUCUUCUUCCUCAACGUUGUCGAGUGCACCGGCAGCAUCAUCAUUGCCUGCACUCCCGUGCUGAGCGCCUUCAUCAAGAAACACAUCAGGGCCUUUGGAACACAAGGCAGCUCUAGCCAAUCUCGUGGGCCCCGACAAGAUUAUAUUCGGCAGUCGGAUCACCACAAGAGGCCGGCCGCGCCCUUUUCCUCAGAGAGCGCGGAUGCCAUUGUGCUGCGAAGCAUAGAUAACGAAGAGUCGAAGUUAAGGGGGAACAAGGCGGGGAUGUUGGAUGUGCAGCAUGACUUGUCACGGAAGUCAAAGGAGACUGAUGUCGUUACAGAUGUCGAGGUUGGGUCGACAUCCUCAGGUAAGCAGGUCGCUUGCCAGGACAAUCUUUACAGGUAA
Molecule: messenger RNA, 1128 nt
Organism: Clonostachys byssicola
Lineage: Eukaryota; Fungi; Ascomycota; Sordariomycetes; Hypocreales; Bionectriaceae
Source: the annotation of a GenBank genome assembly